Messenger RNA from Effrenium voratum, 5742 nucleotides. NCBI's taxonomy places the organism in Eukaryota, Dinophyceae, Suessiales, Symbiodiniaceae. The record is from the annotation of a GenBank genome assembly.
AUGGAAAAGGGCAGCUUGCUGAGCGUGCCCAGCAUCGACUACAGCCAAGUCGAGUUGGAACUGGUAGCGGAGCCCGUGGGCUCGAUCAGGAACUUUGAGAAGGUCCUAAAGUCGGAAGAGAAGAAGACGCCGGUCACCUCGGAGGAGCAGAGCGGCUGGUAUGACUUUGUUCGCAGGACCCGGCUAUUCUUUGAGCGCACGCCUGUGCACAAGAGGUACCUGGUGGGGCCGGAGAUAGCAUCCAAGCUGUCAGGAAAAGCUUGGACCAUCACGCACGAGCUGGACUUUGAGAAGCUCACCAAGGACGACGGCACGGCCUAUCUCUUAAAGUAUCUCGAGCACCGCCUGUGCAAGACUCCCGUGCCAGAAACGGGGCAGAAGCUCGAGGAGCUCUUCAUCAGGCUUCGGCGACCUCAAGGAAUGGCGAUGGCUCAAUGGGCCACGGAGGUGAGGGAAGCAUACAAACGCCUCCAACGGGCGCUGGUGCGGACAAGGAAAGCAGCCGGAAGAUUGAAGUUGCCCGCCGAGUCAACUACGUCAAAGAGGACGACGCAGGAACCAGAACCCGACCGUGGUGAUUCUCUGGAUCAGGAGAUCAUGGCUACACCGUCCUCGAGGGCGCCGAGAACCACACCUACGGCGAGCCCAACGAGACCCGGUGGUGGUGAACCUGGCGAAGAUGUUGGUCCUGCGGAAGAUGUUGAUUCGGGAGUACCUGAGGGCAAUGAUGGAGAAGGAGCUGAAGGGCAAGGCGAUGAUCCCUGGUGGCAGGAUGAUUCCUGGUGGUGGUCAUCACGCUGGUGGGAGACCCAAGAUGAGGAAGCGGACUGGCAGGCCUGGGACGAUCCUGGAGAAGCAACCGUCAAGUGGGAUGAGUUCGAAAUUGAGGACAUGGAGAUCCUGCCGGAUGAAGUUCUUGGGUGGCUACUUCUCAGACGAGCCGGACUCCCAGCGUCGGCUCGACUCAGUGUGCAGUCGGCCACUCAGAACUCUCUGCAGUUCGCCGACAUCGAGCGUGCGAUGAGAGACCAGGAGGAGGAGCUACUUCAGGCUGAACAACAGCGAAAUCAGCGGUACGAUAACCGGCCACGGAGAACCUACUGGGUGGAAGAACAAGGCCAGUGGGGCUUGGUCAAUGACGUGGCUGAGGAGGAGGAACCGCAGAGCAUCAUGUGGGUUGGUGAUAAACUACCUGCUGAAGUAUAUCAAGUACAGGAGCCGGAGACCUAUGGUAACCAUGGUGGUGGAGCAGUGAGCCAGGAUUGGGUCACGUAUGCAGAUGGUCAGAUGUAUCACUGGCAAUGGCAUGAUGACGACUUCUGGGCGGAGGACGCUGAUGGAAUCUGGUGGGCCUGGAGUGAGACAAAGCCAUGGAUGGAAAUCCAAGAGGCAAUGAUGGUGUCCUCGGAUGACCCGCUUCUCAACGAAGUAGCCGAGGUGUACCAGGUCUACAACAACAAGAUGCGGACCUUUCGGGAGUCAAAGAACAUGGCCCAGCAAGCUCGAACUGGUCGUGGUUUCUUCCCGAUCCACCAGAAAGGCUCUUUCAAGGGGAAGAAGGGCAAAGGCGGUGGAAAGUCAAAGUUUUCAUCUGCCACACCAAUCAUGGCAGUGGAAGGAAAGGGGAAGGGCUACGGAUCAGCCAAGGGAGCUCAGCGCGUGGGCAAUCCAGGAUUCACUGGAUGCUUCAUCUGUGGGGACAAGCAGCAUGAGUUCCGGAACUGUCCCAAGCGCAACAACAUGGGCAAGGGCUCCGGAAAGGUGAACGCGAUCUUCAUGGUUGAGGACAUCAAGGACGAGACUCCCAUGGAGAUCUAUAUGACGAACAUUGGUCCGGAUGGUUACGACUAUGGAGCGGACAGUCCGAGAGUGGAGUCGGUGGACCCCGCGUACUCUUUGCAGACGGCAUUCCCUGGUCACGCUGUUCUGGACUCGGGAGCCACUGAGACUGUGGGCUCUCUGGAGGCUAUCCAGGAACUGAUGGCCUUGCGGCAGGCGAAGUUCGGUCCAGAGCACUUCGAGGUUCUCUCCACCAACGGCAAGAGUUUCCGUUUCGGGAAUGGCCAGACGCAGUCAGCCGCCAGCUACCUUCUACUACCGCAGAAGCUCAACGGUGUGGACUUCCUGCUGGGAGUCUACACGCUGGACCAUGUGGGACGUGUUCCCCUACUACUUUCGGUGAAGACGUUGCAACGUUUGGGCGCGGUGGUAGACUUCGAGGAGGCAAAGCUUUACCUUCGAGUGAUCGGGGGAGAUUUUCCGAUUCCUUUGCAGCGAGCCGAAAGCGGCCAUCUUCUUUUGGAUUUAGCAGCUGAUUGGACGAGUACAGCCGGAGGUGAGAAUCACACCCCUGUCCGGCGCCAACAGAUCUUGUCCGACACCCGAGCAUACAUGGUGCGACUGAAGGGGGUUAGAGAUGAUCCAGCCAUGUCGGAGACCUCGGAUGCGGGAUUCGUGAAGGUGGACGCGGAGGACUCGCCGAAGGUGAUGGAUCAAAAGCCAAAGGCGAAGAGCAAGGCAAAAGGGAAGUCGACAGCCAGCAAGGCAAGGGUGCCGACGCCGGAGAAGUACGACCUCUCCAGAGCGACUGGACCAGAUCCUCGGGACCCUCGGUGCCAAGGUCCUCCUUGUCAUGGACAUCAUCGGGAGAUGAAGGAGGGCAAGGGAUCGCUGUCAGGCCGAAAUGGGCAUGGCCUAUGGAAGGUUUGCAGCGACUGUCGACUUCGCAUACUGUAUGCCCCCGCCUACGGAGCACACGGACAUUAUCGCCAAGCAGGCCCUCUACCGGUGGACACGCAGACGGUGGUGGAAGAAGAGAUUGCGACGAUCAACGAGAUGACGUCCAAGGAGAAGCUCAAUUCGAAAUCGGUGGCUCUUCGAGGAGCAGAAAAGUCACUGGAGGACAGGCUGCAGAAGAUCAGAGAACAAAAGACCAAGGUGGUGGCUCAGGAUCGACCGGGAGUGGUGAUCGCGACCGACAGCAAGAAGGCGGUCAAGCGGAACAACCAGGAGUCGCCGGAGACCUUGGAGGGCUACCUGCAGAUGGAGGAGGAGCUCCUGGAGGAGGACAAGACCUUUCUCAUCCAGGCGGUUCGGGAGUACGAGGAGGAUAUGGAAGAGAUCUACGUGAACAUGCCAAAGGAGCUGGAGUCCCAGUGUGAGCUCAUGGAGGUGUGUUGUCCGGAGACGAGCAGGCUCACGGAGACCUUCAAGAGAAGAGGAAAAGGCGCACUACGCCUGGGCCUGCCGGACGACUUGAGCACUCGAGCCGGUCUUGAGAAAGGGCUACAGAUGAUGCGAGAAAAGAGGCCCAGGAUGGUUUGGUUCUCACUGCCCUGUGGACCGUAUAGUCCCAUUCAGGCUAUGUUCAAUGAGAAGGACGAGAUGGCUUGGUGGAAAAGUCAGAUGAGGAAGAAGAAGAGUCGGAAGCUCAUUCGCCACGGCCUGAUCAUGGCGAGAGAACAGCUACGUCUUGGAGGAGACAUUGCAUGGGAAUGGCCGCGGCUGAAUGGAGGUUGGACGUUGCCGGAGGUGCGAGCUUUCUUCCUGGAACUGGAUCAGAGACAUCUCCUACAUGUGGCACGUCUGGAUGGAUGCAUGGUGGGCGUCAAGGCAGAGACGGGAGAAGCCAUGAAGAAGCCGUGGACUAUAAAGACGACCAGUCCAGGUUUGGCUAUGGCCUUGAGCAGAAGAUGCUGUGGAGACCACGAUCAUGUAGAAUGUCUGGGACAUGGUCGGGCCACGCAGAGCGGAUUCUACCCCCAACAGAUGUGCGACUUGAUCUAUCGCGAAGUAUGCCUACAAGCGCCUCGCGAACAACAAGUAGAAAGAGAUGUUCUCAUGGCCGAGCUCUACCCCGUGAUGGACGUGCCGGACAAGGGAUUGGAGAGUCUGGAGCAGGAGAACAAAGGGCUGGCAUCAUGCUUGAGACACCGUGGUGUGAGAAAGGAGGUGGUGCAGAUGGCCACAAAUUAUCAGUGUCCAGACUGUCAAGAGAUGAGAUUGGCAGAUGUGGCACCAGCUGUGUCUCUACAACGAGAAGGAGUUCUCUGGAAGACGAUUGUGCUCGAUGGGGCCGAGAUCAAGUAUGGAGACACGGUGGUCCAUGUGAUCAUCAUCUUGGACGAGGCCUCAAAGUAUGCGGUAGCCGCCGGGAUCUUUCGGAGGAACGCCGAGGAGUCUCGGAACACAACCGCUGAAGAGAUGGUGAAGGCCUUGGAGACGCAUUGGACCAUGCACUAUGGACUGCCGAGCAAGGUUCGACUAGAUCCUGAAGGUUCGUAUCGAUCCAAUCUGUUGCUGUCCUGGUGUGAGGACAGGGGCAUCGAAUUGAUGCCAUGUGCUGCAGAGGCCCACGAGCAGAUUGGCGAGGUUGAGUCGCUCAUCCGGAAGCUCAAGCAAGAUGUGCGGACGGUUCUGAACGGCCAGGAGUCGGUAGACCCGUUCGGCGCACUGACUUCAGUGGUGGCUGCCCACAACACCAUGGAGAGGGUGCAAGGACGACCUCAAGCUCGUUUCCUGCCGGGGGACUUGGUCUAUUACAAGAGGGUGAAACCACCAGCUGAUUCGCCGGCCAACCUCAUGGUGAGUCAGAAGUUGUGGCAUGCAAGUGAGCGUGAGAAGGCCAUCGCAGAUCAUGUGGAUUCUCCGGUUGCCUCGUGGACGUUUCACAGCUUGCUGCAGGGUGUUGAGAGCGGCCAGUAUGAUCGCUUCGACAACCGCAUGUUUCCUGAGGAUCUGGAGAUGCGGAGGUUUGCGAAGCAGCAUCAUCUCGAGAGGAUGAAGGAGCACAUCCGAGAGGCAGACUUCAGCAAGAACAGCAUCAAGAGGCAAAAGAUCCGAAGAGGGUACGUGAUUGAGAACCUGAACGAGGAGCAGGACGGUGGCGCCAUUUUGGAAGCAACUGAUCCUGAGAAUGUCGCAAACGGCUACUUCGUUGAGCUGGAGAUGGAUAUGCCGGAGAACCGGAAGCAGUGGAAGUUACUCCAGAACGCGCCGGAGGCGUUCUAUGUGAAGAAGAUCCGUGGAGCUGAGGUCAAUGUGAACCAGCUCACUGAGCAGAAGAAGAAGGAGUUUGACGAAGCUAAGGAAACACAAGGACUUGUAUGUGCUCAUGUGGACGACUUCAUCGUCAUCGGCAAUGAGCAGUGUGAAGCCUGGAUGGACGCCAUGCACAUCUUCCACGAUCGCUACCAAUGGAGUGACUGGGAGCAUGGCACCUUUACUCACUGUGGUGUGGUGCUACGGGAGAAUGAGGACCUCUCGGUCACGCUGGACCAUUCCAAGUUCGUGGAGAGCUUGGAGCCGGCCAUUUUUGAGGCCCGGGACGAUGAUUCUCCGGUAACGGAGAAGGAGCGCAGUCAACUCAGAGGACUUCUUGGUGCAUUGCAAUGGCGGUGCUACAAUACGGCGCCACAGCAUGCAGCAAGGUUGUCUUUGAUUCAGUCGGAGGUCAACACCGCGACCAUCGCGACUGUGAAGGCAAUGAAUAAGUUGCUACGUGAAGUGCAACAGCAGAGACAGAUCUCUGUGAAGGUGAACGCGCUUCACUGCCCGGCUGAGGAUGUGGAGUUCUAUGGUUGGUGCGAUGCGGCGGUUGGAAAUCGCAAGGACUAUGGCAGCACCGGCGGCUAUGUGAUUGCCGCUACCACUCCGGGCAUGGACAAGGGCGAGAACUCGCCAUUGACGAUUGUGGCAUGGAGGUCAGCCGUGUCAGAGUUCGGGGGCGCACAGUCCAUGUGA